This is a messenger RNA of Prorocentrum cordatum, 900 nucleotides long. NCBI's taxonomy places the organism in Eukaryota, Dinophyceae, Prorocentrales, Prorocentraceae. The record is from the annotation of a GenBank genome assembly.
CUCCCGCGCCGCGAGGAGUGGACACGCCCAGACCUGUGAAGACGUCGGCUUCCCGCGUCGCCAGGGGAGUGGACACGCCCGGACCUGUCCAAAGGGGGGGCCCCGUGCUCCGCGGGGGCUGGCACGCGGCGCGCGGCGCCCGGGGCUCCGCCGUCGCGCCCGCGAGGGCGGCGGGCGCCGAGGACGCACGACGACGAGCGACGGACGACGGGCGACGGAAGACACGACGACGACGACGACGACGACGACGACGACGACGACGACGACGACGACGACGACGACGACAACGGGAGGCGGCCUUCAAGCACGCACACCCGCUCCUAACAAAAAGAAAUGGAGCCACCGAAUCCUUCUGCCGCGCGCCUCCUACCAGAGAAGACGGCCGCGCGCGCGCGCGCGUCGCGCGAGCCGAGCGGCACGCCCACUGCGCGAGGCGGCCUGCGGGCACGCGCUCUGCGGCGGCAGGCCCUCUCCGAGAGCAGGCGAGCGGGGGAGCCCACGGCGAGCAGGCGAGGACACGGCGACGGGAGUGCCACGGGGGGCCACGCUGCCGAGCUCCGGUGCGGCACCGCGCCGCGAGGCGGCGUGCCGCUCGCGGAGGCGGGGGCCCUGAUUAGCGCUGCCCGUGGCGCGAGGCGGCCCUGAGAGGCAGGCCCUCCGCGGGGACGGGCCGUCGGAGAGCAGGGGGGGGGGAGAGAGACACGGAGGGACGGGGAACGGAGGAUGAGGAAGGCGGCGCCCUUGGAGGGAAAAACGUCCUCGCCGCGGCGCUCACCACAUCCAGUGCGAGACGCCGCGCCGAGUGUCGCACCUGCUGCUUCGGGUCGCCCGGGCGGCGUCCUCGGCACUACGCCUGGGCGGUCGUCUGUGGGGGGCGUGUCGUCGCCGCGGUCGUCGGCC